Messenger RNA from Struthio camelus australis, 1152 nucleotides. The record is from RefSeq and is a predicted model, not a curated record. NCBI's taxonomy places the organism in Eukaryota, Metazoa, Chordata, Aves, Struthioniformes, Struthionidae.
AUGCGGCUAGACGGCAUCCUGAUGACCCAGGGUCGCCAGGAGCACAGGAGGCUGCCCGCCUUCAACAGGACCCUGACACUGCUCCAGCAAGUGAUCAAGUCCCCCAGUGCUCACUACAGAGCCCUGGCCUGGUGCUAUCUUGGGAUACUACUGGAACGGAAAGAAACAUUUUCCACCACCCCAAGAGGGAUCCAGGACUGUGGCUACUCUGAGACCGACCCCCUCGACUGCUUUGGCAAGGCAAUAGAAACAGCAAAAGACAACCCUCUUGUCCUGAACCGCCUGGCAAAAAUCUUCCACUUCCUGGGCAAGCAGGAGAUGGCCAAAGGGAUAUGCAACUUGGCACUGGAUGUCCUAGAGGAUCCAGAGCUCAACUGGCAGGCGUACUCCAUCCGGGCACAGAUCUACAUGAAGCUGUACCUGCAAGAUCUGGAGCGUGCCAAGAUGGGACUGGCCCCUGCAGCUGACAGGAGAAAGCUUACAUAUGCUAAAAAUGACCUCGAGAAGAUCCUCAAGGUUUGUCCGAGCCUGAGGACCAACCUGGACAUGGGCCAGGUUUACUAUUACAUGAGCGUGGAUGCCGUGCAAGAACUGUUCCUGGUGGAUGAAACCGCACUGAACAAUGCCUUGGCAUUCUUGGCCAAAGCCACGGAGUUUGACCUGGGCGAGACCAUACCUGAAUUACAGCUGUUCAGGGGCAAAUGCCUGUGGCUUAAGAAUGAGGAAACACAAGCCAUCGCGUGCUUCAAGCGGGCAAUCGAGCUGGACAAUGUGGGCUCCACUGAGAGCUUGCAGUGCCUGCUGGAGACACUGCUCAGGCUCUUCAGUCAGCGGAGGAUGAACAGGGACACGCUAAUGCAGGAGGUGGAGCUGUGGGUUAAGGCGGCCAAGGAGAAAUUCCCCCGGCAGCGUGUGCAGCAGGAGCUGAGGGCGGUCUACCGCAACCACCCGCUGGAGGUAAUGGAGCUCUCCAAAGCCAUGAUUGCCCGGGGCAGGACGGAGCUGGUGAAGCUGCUGUUGGAGACGAUGAAGACCAGUCCUACCAAGGCCAAGACACUGUCCCUCGGAGCAGCCGGGGACGGCAGCAGAACCGGCAAGGCGGGUGUCUCUCCCAGGAGCUGUCGGGACCCUUCUAGUUUUCUAAAACUGUAA